Molecule: messenger RNA, 5036 nt
Organism: Leptidea sinapis
Lineage: Eukaryota; Metazoa; Arthropoda; Insecta; Lepidoptera; Pieridae
Exons: 9
Coding region: 105-1772 (555 amino acids)
Biological process (GO): cell surface receptor signaling pathway; G protein-coupled receptor signaling pathway
Cellular component (GO): plasma membrane
Molecular function (GO): G protein-coupled receptor activity
Source: RefSeq, a predicted model, not a curated record
UCAAGACUCAAGUAAUAGCGGUAGUAGCAGUACCAAUAAUUGUUAUAUUCAGAUUCAAAACAUAAUUCAUCAUUACUAUGAUGUAAACAAUAAUAAAAUAUAAGAUGCGAAAUAUAAUAUCAACCGUUACAUUGUUUACGCUGUGUAUUUAUUACAUCUCGUCAAAUGCGCAUGCAACACAGCCCAAUAAAACAGGCUACCAUGUGCGACGUUCAAGCUACGAGGUUUUUAAGCCAAAAAGACUUGGUACAUACCGAUCUUUCCAACCGGUGGCCGUUCGCAAACCAUCGUAUAUAAAGACAGACGACCAAAAUGACUACGAAAUUAACACAUAUGAUUCAGAGUAUGGGGCUGUCGUAUCAAAUUUUACCUCUUCUAUUUAUGAUGAUAACCCUCCUUUGUACCCAAAUCCUGAAUCAUUUUCUGGUAGCAGUCAAGGCAUGGAUAAAAAAAUAUCAGUAAAAGGUAUUAUAGAAUCAGAAGUUGAAUUACCAGAUGACUCAUUGGCUGACGCAGACUUGAAAGAGCACAACAUUAUAGACAGCGUCACAUACGUAUACGGUUUCAAUAGUUGCCAUGGCGUUAGGAAUGAAUGGAUCGUUUUGAUCUACGUGACCAGUGGACUGGCAGUUAUAUUCCCGAUAGUGACUGUGUUGUGGCUGAUGUGGAGUGAGAGUGCAGCGGAAUUCCGCCGCAGCAGCAAGUUGUACCCAAUCAACAUCAACCUGUGUUGCUGUCUCGCUGCUUGCACUCUUAUCUAUAUACAAGCUGUUUCGGGCACCUCAUCCCCUUCGCAAUGUGAACGCAUAGCUCUACUUCUACACUACACGCACAUUACAUGCUCUGUGUGGAUCGUAGCUCUGGGAGCAGCUGUGGCAGAAUUCUGCACGUGUGACACACUACUGCCGCUGAAGUACAACUAUCUGAUCGCUUACGGAGCACCAGCCAUCAUUGUUAUGUUCAACUACGCAUUGUCAAUGGAACAGUAUGAGAUAAAACACUACUGCUGGAUGUCAAUUGAGAAAGGAAUGGUGAUGGGCUUUAUGAUACCAGCCAUGGUAUUGAUCCUGAUCAACACAGCCAUCAUAAUCGUGGGGUUGCAGAGCGUGAACCGGACGCAAAACGAGAUCAUCAACGCGAAAUUACAAGAGCUGAUAGAUCAUCACUUGGGGAGAGGUGACGCUGGGAGUUCAGAGAGCCUGAACGUCUGUUCGCCGAUGACGAGCCGGAAAAAUACUGAUAGUUCCGAUACUCUGGACCGGGAUUCGAAUAAUGAUGAGGAGAAUGGCUAUGCUGUUGGGAUGAAUAGUGACUCCAAUAGUGAGGAUAGUCGGGAGAUGAAGCGAAUCACAGACAAAAACCUUCUUAAUCUGUGGAAGUCUUUGGAGAAACUGACAUGGCAGAACGGCUGGAACUUUGAAGGCAGUGACUUGAAGACGUAUCUCAACCUCUGUCUGAUCAUGGAGCCAUUCUUCGCUAUCAAUUGGGUGAUGGGAGUGGUGGCCAUAGAGAACGCUGCUCACUGGUCGACGCCCACCAUUUAUCUGAUUCUAGUUUUGUCUAUGAACAUCUACAUGAUGACCACGCUUUGCACGACGUUGCCGAUCAUACAGAAGAAAGUGGAGACGCAGGCAUGCGAGGAGGUGGUGUCUGAACCGGUCGUCAUCGUCAGAUCCAGAACAUCGGACAAUAUUCCACUACUGGACCCGAGCAACCAACAGGCUACGGUAUCAAAGGCGCCUCUGGACAGCAUCAGCACUAUAAGCAUCUAAGCUGUAACUCCCAAGCGAUUUUGGCUAAAAUUGAUUUGUUAAGUCAAUUACUUCUAUGCAAAAACAUACAUGAGUUACGGCAUUCAGGUUACGACAAGGAUCGCAAACUGUUGACGCCAUUUUGGUAAAUGUCACAUUUGACAGUUUAGUUGAAGUACUGGCACAAUAAAAAGAACACUCAUGUUUAUUUUGCUACGAAAAGUGAAUUCUAUGGAGGAGAAACUUAGAGGGAAAGACUUAUAUUAACUGUGGUAUAGGUAAAGAUUGUGUAUGAUAAAUAUGAUUGAGGUUACGUUUAAAUAUAUAUUUGUUUGCAAAUACUCGUACAACUACGCAGAGGGACAAGAUAACGAUUAAAGUUUUCAUAUCAUUUAUAAUUCCUGCACAAAAUGACUAUUGCCAAAAAUAAUGUCACAGCUAUAAUUUUAAUAUAAUUUCGUACACUGAUUGUCCCUUAAAGGGUUAUCACGGGCCUGGAUGUAAAUUAAAAAUAAAAUCACACAAUUUUCACCAGCUGUGCAUGUUCCACAAGUUACAUUACAAUGUGGGACUCUUGACAACUAUAUACUGGUAGCACUAUUACCUUAAUAUCCAGGCUCUUGCACUUUUAUCACUAACCAUUAAAAAAAUAUUCUUAAAAGGAGUGUCGAGUUCGCAAAGGCAUAGGGCAGUUGCCUCUCAUCCGGGAAGCGGUAGUCCGACCCCACCACAAGCCUACGUGUAUGAGUUUUCAAAUUUCGAAUUAGGAUCUCUGCGAAAAAAUCAAAGGUUGAAAAAUUCGCACUAUGCCACUGCUGUCGAUUAUAAAGUAGGUACAGUCUCAAAAGGGCCUGAAUUUAUAACUGUUAAAGUUAAUUGGUUCAACAAAAAUUAAAAAAAAAUCCCACUUAAGGUCCUUGUCGUAUUUUACUUCUGUUCUCGCCUCGUUCGGUCAAUGAGACACGUUUGUGACAUUUUAUUUUAUAAUCACUUUAUAAUCACUUAGGGAUUCAUUUCUGGAAGUUAAGAACGAAGUAUGGAAUAUAAUAUUAUUAUAUAAGCUGUUUCAAAGAUAAAUAAAUUUUAAAGAUUCGUCGCAAACAUGCGACUCUUAUUGAAAUGUUAUCAUAUCAAAUGUAUAAUUAGAUUAAGGUUAUUUCAUACUUCCUAUAUCUAAAUAAACUAAAGAGCCUUUUAAUUAUAUUCUUUUGACAAACAUACGCGAAGAGUGAUCAAUUUUAAGUAGUCGGAGAUUGCUCGAACUAUACCUAAAUAUUUAAUAUUCAUGACUUCACUCACAAGUAAGCAAAAGUAUUCUGGUCGGACAUAAUAUUGAAAUGACAUAAUGCCGUGAUAAAAAAAAAGGAAAAAAGAUGGUGGGCAGUGUUUGUCAUUAUAAACUGAUUGUAAAUUAUUUUUUAAUUUAUUUCAUUUAUUCGUAAAACCAUGAGUCUCUUUCUUCUCUAAACUAAGAAAUAAAAUCAUAAGAAGAGCCCUUAGAGUAAGGAUUGGUCUCCGCUGCGCUCCAACUAGAUACCGCACUACCUAACAACAAUACCUUUUUUAUAACGGCAUAUAUUAGAUACUUGUGUGCGUGGCAUCUUGACACUCAAUGGCAUCUUUAAAAUUUUGCAACAACAAACGCUUCGUGUUAUUUAAUAUUGAAAUUAAUAAAAUGCAAAAUACUUACUGAUGAUAUGUGAUCCUAGUGUCUUUUUUAUUUCUUAUGGUAUUAUUUUUACAAAGUUUAACAGAACAUGUGGCAAAUCAACGUCGACAUUGCUCGAGUAAGUUGUUCACUUAGCGUAGUAUUAGUUGCCGCACUUUGCGACUACGCCUGCGGUAUCUAUUUGGAGCGCAGCGGAGACCAAUCCUUAAUCAAAGGAUGAGUCAUACUUUUGAUGUUAUCAUGAAAUAAUCAGACAAGCAAUAGAUAGUUUAAUAUCAAAAGUUUUAGGUACUAUAUUAUCCAACAAGUCAUAGAGUCCGCUUGAUUGGACUAUUAACGUCUAACUAAUUAAAAAAAUUUAGCGUUCGAACAUUUUUCCCCUAUUUUGGGUAGGACUUUGUAUUCAUUUGGCAAAUAAUUACGGUUUACCUUCCUGGACUAUUUGCUGAAUAUUGAAUGCUAUUUCAAAAUAAAAACUGCGCGGCAAACAAUAUUAUGGUAGACCAUAGUAAUAUCACUAAUAGGCUUCCCUUAUCAAGUGACGUUUAAAGACCCUAAAAAUAUUAUUUUAUUUAAAUUUAUUGUGUGCAACUCAUAAACAUAUGGCUAGCAAUGCCAGAAGAUGAAGUUACAGAGGUGUUACGCCUUAGAGCAUUUAUAGGUUUAGAUACUGUGACAGCUGUGAAAACGUCGACAAAAAAAUUGAGGUAGACAGUUGACCGCAAUGCGACGCACACUAAAGUUACAUAUAAAUCGCGAGUAUAAGGCGUAGCUUGUCACGCACAAUAAAGUAAUAAACAUGGCCUAUUCUCAUCGGUUGUCUAUUAGCAAGACUCAAUCUAGGCGUAUAAAGUAUGUAAGUGUUACGCCAUAAUCAGUACCAAAUUUAAAUAAGUUUACGAUCAUAAAUUGUAAUUUAAAAUCAUCUUAUCUAAUCUAAAAUAAAUUCAACUAGUUUUUGUAUAAAAUGUUCAACAUUUUUUUUUAUAUAGAAUUGCCUAAUAAUCUUUAAUCUACGUAGUUACAACAAGCAAUAAAUUAUUAUUUUUCAAAUUCUGAAAUAGCUUAUUGAGUCGUGUCCUUGGUCCUAAAAUGCUAUGUCAAGAUGUUAUGAUUGUCAUUGACGUUUAUCCGCUCUAUAUCUGUUAUCUAUGGAAAAUAUUUUUUAAGGUAGGUGAUUUAGUUUCUCGCAAAUCUUUGGAAUUUUGUUAUAUCGGGAUCAAAUUUAAGUGUGUUGGUGUAUCCUCUUCUGUACCCCUGGUGUGUAUGCAAAAUUGCAUUCAUAAUGAGCAUAGACAAUUGCAUGCUACUAUUGUAAUUUGUACGAAUGGCAAUCAUCAUAGCAUUACUACCCAAAAAAUCGGAUAACAAUACUUACCUACUUGAUAAACCUUUAAAAUAAUUUUAAAAAAUGCCUUCGACAACUUAGAAUUUUAUGACAAAGUGACGUUGACGUUUAUUUGCAUUUGACGCAACGGUCUUAGUCAUCUGCUGAGUACUUUAAAUAUUCUCUUCGUCAGUAGUUUCUGAAAUAAUCUCUUUUGUCAAUAUACGGUUUUGAUCUUACUGUUGAUAUUAAUAGAUUUUAAUUAAAAAAAUAAAGAUAUUGUUCGUUA